This is a messenger RNA of Dictyostelium discoideum AX4, 285 nucleotides long. RefSeq lists its product as hypothetical. The record is from RefSeq and is a predicted model, not a curated record. Bases 1 to 285 code for a protein of 94 amino acids. NCBI's taxonomy places the organism in Eukaryota, Evosea, Eumycetozoa, Dictyosteliales, Dictyosteliaceae. Gene Ontology annotation, molecular function: ATP hydrolysis activity; ATP binding. The transcript has a single exon.
AUGACAUUAAUUGGUAUACCACGUGGUACACCUCAAAUUGAAGUUAUGUUUGAUGUUGAUAGUAAUGGUAUUUUAAAUGUUGCAGCUGAAGAUAAAACUUCUAAAAAAGUUGAAAAAAUAACUAUCACCAAUGACAAAGGUCGUCCCUCUCUAAAAGAUAUUAAUAAAAUGGUUGAAGAUGCAGAGAAAUUUAAAGAACAAGAUCAACAACAAAUUUUGAAAGUUUAUUUUACAAAUUAUUGCAUAAAUAAAAAAAAAAAAAAAGAUUUACAAAAUUUUAUUUAA